CAGGAAGAAAAUAUUACAGCAGGUUCCAGUGAAAUCGUCUUGAAAAACAACCAAACAGGAAACCGGUCGAUACCACCUCCUACAACAUCUAUGUGUCCUGUGAAAUGUUGCACCACAUGUCACCACCCAAGAGACAAUCAUCAUUAACGAUUUAGAGACACAGGAUGCAGACUGGAUGUAUUGUGUUUUUUUUCUUUCCCAUUUUCUUGGAUGGAUGUUGUGUGGGAAAGCAUCAAAAGAAAAUAACAGGUCUUCAGCAGAAUACUAUGCACCAGCACAUCAGAGCUGUGGAGGGGGAAAUCUUUAUGAUGCCGUGCAUAAAAUGUGUGAACCUUCACAUGGAGGUGGUGUGGUCUGGGACCGGAGAAGGAAAUGAACACCCAUCCUUUGACUGUGGAAGGAAGUUCCUAGCUGAAGCAAAACAUUCUGGAAAGUACACCUGCCUCACAAGUGGCAGCAAGGUGUUUUUCCAUCUACAGGUGGUGCAGAAAAACAGUCUGGGAUGUUUCCAGCCUGAUGAGAGCAGUGAAAUACUGGUCGUGGGUGCAGGUGGGGAGGUUCCCUGCCCAGGUCUCAGCUGUAGUGACAACACAAAUGUCACCUGGUACAAGGAAAACAAAGCUGUGUCUGAGCAGUCUAGGGCUUCCUGUGAGACGAGUGGGUUGUUAACCCUCUGCAAAGUCAGUGAACAUGAUACGGGUGUAUAUUUCUGUGAUAGAGAAAUUAUUGAGCAAGGAGUCAAAUGGAUCUUCAGGAGGGCGGUUAAUGUCACAGCCAUACCUCAUUACACACCAAGUUACUCUCCCAGGAUUAUACAUCCUCAUGGCAACACAACGGAGGAAGUGGAGCUGGGUCAGUCUCACACUCUGACAUGUGAGGUUUAUUUUUCAUUUGCGAUAAAUAUUUCACUAGAUGUGCAGUGGUACAUGCAUUAUGGUGGCAAAACGGAGAAUAUGACUCCAUUACACAUGGAGAGACAACAAUCGGAGAGAGUGAGUCUUCAAGAGUUCAAGGUCACACGAAGAGCCAUCAUAAAAGAGGUGACUCCACAAUACUUGAACAACGCAUAUACCUGCAUCGCCAGGGAUACUGUUGCAAACAGCAGUGUCACUAUCAAGCUCAAGAAGAAAAUGAAAGUUAAAUGGCCGACGCUGAUUGGGUAUCCCAUUGUGUCUUUGCUGCUGGUAGCCGGGCUGGGAAUCGCUUUGCAUGUGAAAUGGCUGGAAAUACAGCUUAUCUACAGAUCCCACUUCCGAAAUCGAAAACAUGAUGGAGAUGAGAAAGAGUUUGAUGUGCUUCUGUCAUACGUGUGGAGCCCUCCAUCAGCAGAGGAGGAGGGAGUUUUGACCCUUUCCUCCCAAGCAGGACCGGACACUGAUGCGGAAGCAUGUUUAUCAUGCAUGGACCCGCUGAACUGUGAGGAGGGUAUUGCCACCCAGAGGCCAGUGGAAGUGCUGCUGCCCCAAGUGUUAGAGGACCAGUGGGGGUUUCGCCUCUGUCUGCUGGAGAGGGACGUGCUUCCUGGAGGAGCAUAUACAGAUGAUGUGGUCCUUGCAAUACAGAAAAGCCGAAUGGUUAUCUGUCUCCUGUCAGCUGACUACCUCUCCAACAGCAAUGCUGUUUUUGUCCUUGAAUCAGGAGUUAUGGCUUUGCUACAAAACUCAAUCUUCAAACUUCUGCUAAUAUGGACCUGUAGAACCUCACCAUCCCUCAUCCAGCCAGACCCCCCGCUCCCCACACUGGUCCAGAGGGCCUUAAAGGUGCUACCCAGUUUGGAUUGGACUUCAGGCAAACCUGCCAAAGCCACCAGCAACUUCUGGAUAUCUUUGAGGAAGGCCAUGCCCAAUAAAAGAAUGAAGCUUCACUCAUGCAGGAACAAUGAUUAAACCACAAUCGUUUUCCAAACAUGAAGUACAUCAUAUUUAUGUUACAAUGGCUAUAUUCUUCACUGAAACUACACAAAAAACAAAUGUGUCAAGGAAAUUUCCAUGAUGCUAUGGAUGCCAAAUGUAUAAUUUUCUAAUGUAGGGGGGGAAGUGAGUCACCCUUUGCUCUAUGCCGAGGGUCCAAAAAUGUGUGUAUGGAGUGUAGUCUUUCAUUUCCAUCUGUAUCAAGAAUAUAUAUAUAUGUAACAAUGUUGAAUAAUCAAUUAGCUACCAGCUCCACAAUUUAAAGCAUUAGAAAUAAUAAAUGUGACAGCUAAAGGAUUUGUACUAGACAAAAACAGAUUCACUAUUAACAAUUAAUAACUAAUUAAACUUUUGUUGUGAGGUGUA
Messenger RNA from Micropterus salmoides (largemouth bass), 2276 nucleotides. RefSeq names its product interleukin-18 receptor accessory protein-like. The coding region runs from base 165 to 1886 and encodes 573 amino acids. The record is from RefSeq and is a predicted model, not a curated record. Gene Ontology annotation, molecular function: interleukin-18 receptor activity. Gene Ontology annotation, biological process: interleukin-18-mediated signaling pathway. NCBI's taxonomy places the organism in Eukaryota, Metazoa, Chordata, Actinopteri, Centrarchiformes, Centrarchidae. The transcript has 13 exons.